Messenger RNA from Fusarium sp. VM40, 636 nucleotides. Lineage: Eukaryota; Fungi; Ascomycota; Sordariomycetes; Hypocreales; Nectriaceae. The record is from the annotation of a GenBank genome assembly.
AUGAAGUUCCUUAGCCUCAUCACUCUCGCCUCUUUCGCCAUUGCGACUCCUUUCCGUCGGCAGCAAACUGUGACUGGAACUCUCCAGAGCUCAGUCAACACCCUCUCUAAUGCUGUCACGGUGAAUGUCAAUGAGAUCAACGAUGCCCUCGAUACUAUCCAGGGCAGUGUAGACGCCCAAGUCAUCAUUCAAGUCCAGGCCCUCCUCAGGGCCAACUACCAGGCAAUUGCCCAGGCCCUGAACACAUCUACAAUCAACAUAAUUGGUGUAACCACCGGGGCUGUUGGAGGAGUCACUGGCCAGGUCGUUGGCCUUACUACGCAGCAGAUUGUCCAACUCACUGCCACUAUUCGCCGCACCAUCGCCACUCUUGAGCAGAUCGGUGCCACCAUCACCGUCACAGUCACUGACUUGACUCCCGCUGUGAGAGCUACCAUCCAAGCCGAGAUCAACGCAGUGACCACACUCAUCAACCCUUUCAUCACUCCUCUUCUUCUCUUCUCGGCUGCCGUCCGAAGCGCUGCUGUUACCGUCACUGUUGUUAUUACUGGGCUCGAGGCUGCCAUCGCCAGCUUGGUCCAAACCCAGCAUGAACUCAUCGACUCUAUUGGAAUCUCUGCUAUUGCCGGCUUUUAA